AUGGCUUUUACCCAACCUAGGCAAACAAAAAAUGAUUGGUCUGAUGAGGAUGAAGAAUGUGAUAUGGAAUUAGAUUUAGGAUCUACAGCAAUAAAAAAGACUCUUGAUGGUGGUAGUUUAUGGUCUAAUGUUAUAACUGAACAAAUAUUAGAAGAAGGAACAUCUGCGACUUCAUUAAUUGGUAAUAAAGGUUUUUCAAGAGAAGUUGAAAGUUAUUCAAUUCCUAAGAAUGUUAAAAUAUCUGAUGAAGAAAAAAAGGAAACGUUAAUAUUUGAUAAAAAAAAAUUUUGCGCUGAUUUGUUUAGUGAUUUUGGAGUAGACAACGGUGUUGAGGAAGAAUUUGGUGUUAUUGGUUCGGGUACAAAACUUCAGAAUAUUGGUAGUAUCAAACAUAAUGAUAAAAAAAAAGGUUAUACAAAGAAACCGUAUGCAAAAAAUAAUCAAGGUACUUUCAAAAUUAAUCCUAAUAAUCAGAAGACGGAGAGGUAUGCAGACAAAACAAUUCUAUAUAAAUUACCAGAAUCUUGUGAUAACGAUACAUUUAUUAAAGCCUUAGCCGAGGGACUUUCUGAAAGAUGUGUAGAAUUAAUUGAACGAUCUGUUUGUGUUCUUGGUCAGGAAAGAUGUCGUGAAAUUUUUGAAAUGGUUCGCCAAACUGAGAUAAAUGGUGGUAUGAAAACACUAGAUGAAAGAAGAAGAAGAUCACCAGGGGGAAUUUACAUUUAUCAUCUCAAGAAUCACCCUGAUAUUACUAAACAGGAAAAGAAAUGUAUUAUCAAUCCACCAAAAAAAAACUGA
Molecule: messenger RNA, 798 nt
Organism: Strongyloides ratti
Lineage: Eukaryota; Metazoa; Nematoda; Chromadorea; Rhabditida; Strongyloididae
Product: Phosphorylated adapter RNA export protein, RNA-binding domain-containing protein
Exons: 3
Coding region: 1-798 (265 amino acids)
Biological process (GO): snRNA export from nucleus
Cellular component (GO): nucleus
Source: RefSeq, a predicted model, not a curated record